GUCCACGGAAGUGGGAAAGCAAUGCACGAGAAGAGACGACUCCUUAUUGACAUGCGACAUAAACUUUCGGAUGCUGAACGAAUGCGGCUUCGGAUGCGUGUGGAGGCGCAAAACCAAACCACGAGAGGUGCUGAUCGCGUUGUAAUGAUUGCGUUCACGUUGAACUUAUGUGAUACUAUUGGUAAAUUUACUGCUGCGUAUUUGACAGGUUCGAAAAGUUUAUUCGCCGAAGCAAUCCACAGCGCUAUGGAUACAAUGAAUCAGUUGAUUCUACUAACGGGUAUACGUUUCUCGCAACGUAAUCCUGAUCGAAAUUUUCCAUACGGGUACGGUAAUGUUCGGUACGUGUCUUCUUUGAUCACCGGUUGUGGUAUACUGUCGUUUGGAUGUGGUCUUUCGAUGUAUCAUGGCAUUAGCGGGUUACUUCACGGUGGAACACUGGAACCACUCACCUAUGUUAGUUGGCAUAUUACGCUUUAUUUAUGUCAUUACUAUUCCAAGGGUCAUCCGUCAUAA
This is a messenger RNA of Anisakis simplex (herring worm), 516 nucleotides long. Lineage: Eukaryota; Metazoa; Nematoda; Chromadorea; Rhabditida; Anisakidae. The record is from the annotation of a GenBank genome assembly.